Acanthisitta chloris (rifleman) is the source of this 821-nucleotide messenger RNA. It is a transcript of the gene AP5M1, whose product is annotated as adaptor-related protein complex 5, mu 1 subunit. The transcript has 6 exons. The annotation marks the transcript as partial. Gene Ontology annotation, cellular component: cytosol; late endosome; lysosome. The record is from RefSeq and is a predicted model, not a curated record. Gene Ontology annotation, biological process: endosomal transport. Lineage: Eukaryota; Metazoa; Chordata; Aves; Passeriformes; Acanthisittidae.
GUGUUUUAGAAUAACUUCUUUAUCUUGUUUUUUCAAGUGUGACAUAGAAGGAUCUGCACCAAACCUAACCCUUACUUUGAAUCUCCCGACGAACGCUCCUCCGCUCCAGGAUAUCGUGGUCCAUCAUUGUGUGAGGUCUGUUGACCCUGCCAUGCUGAUGUCCACUAGUAUUGAGCCACUGGAUGAUUCUGUGUAUAAUGGACCUUACAAAUUUCCUUUCAUUCCUCCUUCAGAGUCCUUCAACUUGUGUUACUACACUUCCCAGGUUCCUGUUCCCCCAAUUCUGGGAUGUUAUCAGCUCAUUGAAGAGGGAUCCCAGUUAAAAAUAUCAGUUAAUUUAAAGCUUCAUGAAAGCAUAAAGAAUUCCUUUGAGUACUGUGAAGCUCGUAUACCUUUUUUCAACAGGGGCCCAAUUGCUCACUUAGAGUCCAAAGUUAGUCAUGGCCAACUGGAUUUGUCCCGAGAGAAGAGCCGACUGGUUUGGGUUAUUGGACAGAAAUUCCCCAAGUCUUUGGAAGUUUCUCUGACUGGAACUGUGUCUUUUGGCACUGCAGGCAAAGAGCACCCGACGGAUUACGUGUGCACUGGGAACACUGCUUACGUGAAACUGUAUUUUAGGAUCCCAGACUUUUCACUUACUGGCUGCUACGUAGACCAGCAUUCCAUUCAGAUCUUUGUACCAGGAAAACCCAAAAUUACUGCAUCCCGGGAACUGAUUGCUUCUGACUACUACAUCUGGAAUUCCAAAGCACCAGCACCUAUGGUGUACAAAACCUUACUUGACUAAUUUGCUUGUGAAUGUGUUUUGUAUUUUAAAAAAA